Molecule: messenger RNA, 1468 nt
Organism: Oncorhynchus nerka (sockeye salmon)
Lineage: Eukaryota; Metazoa; Chordata; Actinopteri; Salmoniformes; Salmonidae
Product: paired box protein Pax-4-like
Exons: 9
Coding region: 67-1251 (394 amino acids)
Biological process (GO): regulation of transcription by RNA polymerase II; anatomical structure development
Molecular function (GO): RNA polymerase II cis-regulatory region sequence-specific DNA binding; DNA-binding transcription factor activity, RNA polymerase II-specific
Source: RefSeq, a predicted model, not a curated record
UGUGUCAAUCAGCUUGGCGGGGUGUUUCUGAACGGGAGGCCGCUUCCAGCAUAUAAAAGGAGGAAGAUGAUCGAACUGGCAUCGGAAGGUGUGCGCCCAUGCGAGAUCUCCAGAAUUCUGCAGGUGUCAAAUGGCUGCGUCAGCAAGAUUUUGAGCAGGUACCACAAAACCGGCCUCCUGGACCCGAAGGCGACCGGAGGUAGUAGACCUCGACUCCUCACCCCCGAAGUCAUCUCGAAAAUAAUCGAAUGCAAGACGAAAAACCCAACAAUAUUCGCCUGGGAAAUCAGAAAAAAGCUCGCGGCCGAAAGAAUCUGUAAAUCGGCCAAAGUGCCCAGUGUAUCCUCUGUAAACCGAAUUCUCAGGAAAAUUCAACUUGACUCUGCGAUGUUGAGUGUGGAGAUUUCUGCGCACCACCCCAGAUACCCAGGUCUUCUAGUGGAGACCCCAACGCAGUCAGUAGUGAAGGAGAGGGAGGAGAUGGAGACAGUUGAGGUGAACGAGCUCCAGCCUCCCGGGCCCCAGCAUCGCAACCGCACCACCUUCACCCUGGUGCAGUGCAGAGUGUUAGAGCAAGAAUUCACACAGAGCCACUAUGCAGACAUGUUCACCAGGGAAAAACUGUCAUCUGAGAUCCAACUUCCAGAGGACACCAUCAAGGUGUGGUUCUCAAACAGAAGAGCAAAAUGGAGGAGGGAAGCCAAGUAUAAGAGCAGUGUCCACGGAGCACAUACUUCAUUUCUGACGAACCAAAAGAACAAAGAUUUCCCUGCAGUGAAUUCGAUGACAACAACCAACUCAAUGACUCAACAGACUCACUGGGGUCAGAGGGAGAGUUUGGGAGUACAGUUUGACACUUCAUGCUCAGAAAUCUCCCAGAGAUAUGGUCCAGCUACUACAAUAGAGAGAGGUAUAGGAGGAACAGAAGUGUUGGGUUAUAGAGGCAUCUCCAUUCCGCUUCCAUCCUCAGCAUCUCAAUACUCAGGCAGCACCACAUUCCCAUUGGUCCAUCUCCAGGACGAGAGGACUCCAUCGGCUCACCAUGCAGAGAGAUUCAUUUUCCCAUUGGCUCAUCAUUACACAGACGUGAGGACAGUCUUCCCAUUGGCUCAUCAGACUGAGAGGAUGGGACAUUCACUGAACUAUCAUUGGGAUGAUGGGUCAGAUUUCCAAUUUUCUCAUCACCAAACAGAUGAAAGGAUUAUAUUGGCUCAUCACAGGGAGAGGACUGGUGGUCCAUCGCUUAUUUGACAGAAUGUCUCUCCCCUUUUCUCGCAUCAGUGAAUGUCAGAGGCAAACAUUCACACACACACACACCUCUAUGGCUCUGCUGAUUAGGGUAUGCAAUAGAGUGGGUACAGAGACAAUCGUGACCUAAUGUGUUUAAAAUGACAUUUCUACAGGCUAUUGCAGCAUAUCUCAGUGAAAUGUAUGACUUUUUCUGUUUUGAAAAGUAUUUUCAGUAAUA